This is a messenger RNA of Drosophila kikkawai, 1099 nucleotides long. RefSeq lists its product as uncharacterized. The record is from RefSeq and is a predicted model, not a curated record. Lineage: Eukaryota; Metazoa; Arthropoda; Insecta; Diptera; Drosophilidae.
AAAUGUAUCGAUAAGUUGCUAUAACAGCUGCUGGGAUCAUGAUACCUUCCCCCAAAACGACCUCAUAGAAGCAAAAGGAAAACAGCAUAGUCUAGCCUGCUGUAAAAUCAUUAAUUAUUCACAAUUCCCGAGGGUUGGUUGCCGAGCAAGUGGAUUCAAACGAUGGACAUCAAGCUUAAAGAUAAGAAGUGGACUGCUACAUACACCGAAAUGUUGCUGGAACUUUACAUGGAACGACAGGAGCAGUUUAAAGAUCCGCGACGCAAGGUCAAAGAUGUCUGGGGCGAGAUGGUGGACUUGCUGACCAAUGAGGGAAUGACCGACAUUGAUGCCGUGCAGCUGGACCGGAAAUUCAGGAACCUCAAGAAGACGUACUUCUCCAUCCGCAACAAAAUCAUCAGAUUAUCAGAUUAUCAGCCAAACUGGCAGUUCUACGACCAGAUGGCUGAGAUCCUUAAGGACGAGGCUCCGCCUGGCACCCAGGUGGUCCUGAGCUACGAUGAUUACGACCACUCAAACCCAAUGGCCUCGUUCCUCGUCGACGACAACGACGAAGCGGAGUCGGAGAUCUCAAUCCUGGGCGGCAAUCAAGAGGCAGUCUUUUCACCUGCCCAGGUGCUUCCCAACCGCAAGCGGAAUUCCAAGGACGGCGGCGAGCAGCGACCAAAGAUAAAAAGGUACAACAUUAUGCGUUCGGAACCGCAACCGGAUCAGAUCGAGGUGUACAAUGCCGCCGAGCCUGAGGUUAGCAUCGUAGAGACCAAGGAGGAGCAGGAGUUAUCCAUUGGCAGCACCGAGCAGGCGUUGAAGCAUUUGAGGGCCCUCCAGGAGUUCGCCAUGAUCCAGGACAAUUUUCGGGCCAUUGGGCUGCUCAUGCAGGCGGAACAUGCCAUUCAGUAUCCGCCCAAGGCCAAGGACUUUGAGGUGGAGUCGUGAAAGUAAUGAAAUGACCUUUUAACUAGAGCCUAGUUAGCAUAAUAAAUUAUUUAUAUAUAUUUAGCUUUACAAAACAAAAAAAUGAAUUUUAGCACUACAUUAGAGCUUUACUUUCUUUGGCUUAAGCUUAAUUAAGAAUAUAAUUUAUAAUUAUAAACUGGAA